AUGGUACUCUUCACAUUAAUCGCUCGUGUAUCGGAUGGAUUGCUUCUUGCAACUUCUAUAGAAGGAAAUGACGAGCCAGAUCACAAUAUGGUAAAAUAUACCAAUCAAGCAAAGAUGCUUUUCCGGAGGUUACAUGCAGGUAGUCCGAAAAUACAUACUGUUGAAAGUGGCCCCUAUUAUUUCCAUUACGUGAUUAAGGAAUCAGUUUGCUCACUAUGCCUUUGUGAUAAAAAUUUUCCAAGGAAAUCAGCGUUUGCUUAUUUGGGAGAUAUAACCAAUGAAUUCUUAGCUCAGCAUGGGACACGUAUAGAAUCUGUCAUCAGGCCAUAUCAUUUUAUCGAAUUUGAUCAAUAUAUACAGCAAGCAAAAAGAAAAUACGCUGAUAGAAGCCGUCAAGCUAUUUCUGCUGUAAGCAGUGAAUUACAAGAUGUCACUCGCAUAAUGGUUUCAAAUAUAGAGGAUGUAAUUCAUCGUGGGGAAGCAUUAAAUAUUUUGGAGACAAGAGCGAGUGACUUGUCAGAUAUAAGUAAAAAAUACCGUGAAGAUGCAAGACUACUAAAUAAAAAAAGCGCUGUAUUCAAAGUGAUUUUAAUCACUUGUUUGUUAGGUUUCUUUGGUUUUGUUAUCCGAUAUUUAAUCUGGUAA
Messenger RNA from Thelazia callipaeda (thelaziosis nematode), 645 nucleotides. Lineage: Eukaryota; Metazoa; Nematoda; Chromadorea; Rhabditida; Thelaziidae. The record is from the annotation of a GenBank genome assembly.